AUGGAAGAUGAAUCUGAUUUGGAAGAUCUUGAAGAUGAAGAUGAUGGCGAGUUUUUGGGUCUUGAAGAUUCUGAGGAUGGUGAAGAUGAUUCUUUGAUGGAUGAGGAGGACGAUUCUUCGAUUUUUGAUGAAGAGGAAGAUGAAAAGAGUGAUCCUGACACUUCGCGAGAAUUGGUCGACUUAAACAUUACUGGGUAUAAUAUUUCUACAAACACUUCAAAUUGUAUUGUUCUCAAUGCACAGAAGGAUUAUUCUACAGCUGCAAACCCAUUUAAAUUAUUCAAAUUCUCUGCGGAUACUGAACAUUCCGUUCAAGUUGGAUUGAAAGUUUUGCAAUGGAUUCUGAGCCCAAUUGUGACUGAUACAUUUUUCAAUGACAUCUUGCAAAAACGAGUUCUUGUUUUGAAACGCGCUACAAAUGCUUAUUUUGAUGGAUUCUUUAAUAUUGGGGAUUUUAAGGAUAUGCUUAAGAAUAAUAAUGUUCUCUAUGGAAAGGAUGUUAAUGUUGCCAGUUAUGUUUCUGGUGUUAGACAAACCCAUAAUCCAUUAAAGAAAGAGAUGCAACGCGCUACAAUCACGAAUGCUCUGCAACAUUUUCAAAAUGGACGAUCACUUCAAUGUGUUCAUCCUCAAGUUUUUAAUGACAAAAUUUGUUAUUUAACUCCUGCUGGAACUGCUGGGUUUGCUCCGCAUUAUGACAAUAUUGAUGCUUUUAUUUUGCAAACUGAGGGCCGUAAACAUUGGAAAAUUUAUGCACCGGAAAGUUUGGAUGAUACUUUGCCUCUUGAAUCAAGUGAUAAUUUGAAUGAAUCUGAUUUUAUGGAACGUGAACCAGUUUUUGAUGGAUGGUUGGAUCAAGGGGAUGUUCUUUAUGUGCCACGGGGAUUUGCUCAUCAGGCCAAUACUGGUCAAGACAAACUUUCUCAUCAUGUCACUAUUAGUAUUUGCCGUAAAUUCUCUUAUGCCCAUUUCUUUGAACAAGCAUCAAGCGAAUUUAUUUUAUUAAUGACGGAAAAAUCAAAACGUUUGAGAGGCGCACUUCCUCCACAUUUUUUUGAUAUGUGUGGUAUGGCUGAUAUUGCAUAUCCUAAUGAAGACUCAUUGAACAAUAAAUUAAUUUAUGAAGAUGAAGGUACUGCCUGUAUUGUGCAUCGUAUGAACAAUUCUCGGCGUUAUGAUGAAAACAAGGAAGAGCUGACUUUUGAUUUUUCUACUGAGUUGGAGAAAGGAUACAUAACUUUAUGUAAUUCUUAUCCAAAAUGGAAAACUGUUCAGUCUUUGGGUUGUGCUUCGCUAGAGAAAAAUAUUGAAUUGGCAACUUUGCUUUUUAAUAAUUGCGUGCUUAUGUUACGUCAAAAGGAGAAGAAAUAA
Molecule: messenger RNA, 1371 nt
Organism: Meloidogyne enterolobii
Lineage: Eukaryota; Metazoa; Nematoda; Chromadorea; Rhabditida; Meloidogynidae
Source: the annotation of a GenBank genome assembly